AUGCCUCAAAAAGAAGUCUGCCCACGGGGCUACCAGCAAGUGCCCCAGGCCACGAGCUCUGAAGCUUCCGUUCAAGUUCGCAGCAGCACUAAGAGCAAGACUCCAUUCGACUUCACCUUCGAGGCCAUUCGCCCUAACCUCUUCCGUGCCACCUUCGCCUCCGCGGAGCACCCUAUUCCUCCCUAUCCCAGUGUUACCAAGCCCGAGACCAACCUUCAGGGUGUCAAUGUCUUUGCCAAGGAGGAUGCUACCUCCAAGACUAUGGAUGUCGCUGGCGUCACUGCCAAGGUAGAGUGGGAGCACACCCCCGUGGUCAACAUUUCGUGGACCGGCUCCGACAAGCCUCUUCACAGUGAUCUGCCUCUUCGAUCUUAUGUCGCAGACUCUGAGGGCGUCGCCAACUAUUCUAUCCAUGACCGGGAAUGUCUUCACGUCGGUCUGGGUGAGAAGGCAGCUCCAAUGGACCUGAGCGGCCGUAGCUUCCAGCUCUCCGCCACCGACUGCUUUGGUUACGAUGUCUACAACACCGACCCUCUGUAUAAGCACAUUCCACUCCUGAUCAAGGCCUCAGCCGAGGGUUGCGUGGCCAUUUUCUCCACCACCCACGGUCGUGGUCUGUGGUCCGUUGGUGCUGAGAUCGAUGGUCUCUGGGGUCAUUUCAAAGUGUACCGCCAGGAUUAUGGUGGUCUUGAGCAGUACUACAUUGUCGGAAAGACUAUCCCGGAUGUUGUCCGGUCCUAUGCCGAGUUGGUCGGCUUCCCGAUCCUUGUGCCCCGCUGGGCUUAUGGUUACAUCUCUGGUGGCUACAAGUACACCAUGCUGGAUGAGCCUCGGGCUCACUUGGCUCUUCUUGAGUUUGCCGAGAAGCUGAAGCAGCAUGGUAUUCCCUGCUCGGCUCACCAGAUGAGUUCCGGCUACUCUAUUGCUGAGACGGAGCCCAAGGUUCGCAAUGUCUUCACUUGGAACCGAAGCCGUUUCCCCGAUCCAGAGGACUGGAUUAAAAAGAUGCACGAAUAUGGUAUCCGUCUUUUGACCAACAUCAAGCCUUUCCUGUUGGAGUCUCACCCCGACUUCCAGCGGCUUGUUGAUGCAGGCGGAUUUUUCAAGGACUCUGACAAAGAGGCCGGUUACAUGCGUCUGUGGAGUGCUGGUGGUGCCACUGGCGGUGAUGGUGCUCACAUUGAUUUCACCUCCAAGGAGGCAUUCAAGUUCUGGUAUGACGGCGUGCAGAGCCUGAAGAAGGUUGGCAUUGAUGGCAUGUGGAAUGACAACAACGAAUACACCCUGCCCGAUGACGACUGGACAAUGUCUCUCAACGAGCCCACUGUCGCCGACGCCGCCGCAAAGAAUGUGAAGAACUCCGUCGGUCUCUGGGGUCGUGCCCUCCACACCGAGCUCAUGGGCAAGUCCUCGCACGAUGCCCUCCUCGACAUGGAGCCCAAGUAUCGUCCCUUCGUCCUGACCCGCAGUUCGACACCUGGUACAAACCGUUACGCUGCCAGCUCUUGGAGUGGUGACAACGUCACUAGUUGGGAGAACAUGAAGGGAGCCAACGCCCUAUCCCUCAACGCAGGUAUGUCCCUGCUUCAGUGCGAGGGACACGACAUUGGCGGAUUUGAGGGCCCCCAGCCUUCACCUGAGCUUCUCCUCCGCUGGAUCCAACUGGGCUGCCAUGCACCUCGCUUCGCCAUCAACUGCUUCAAGACCUCCCCCAAGGACUCCUCCGUCGGAGACGUCAUUGAGCCCUUCAUGUAUCCAGAAAUCACCCCACAAGUCCGCGAUACGAUCAAGCGCCGCUACGAGAUGCUGCCCUACAUCUACUCCCUCGGACUAGAAAGCCACAUGUUUGCCGCACCACCACAGCGCUGGACAGGCUGGGGCUACGAGUCCGACCCAGAAGUAUGGACCAAGGAGAUCAAGGCUGGCGAGUCCCAGUUCUGGUUCGGCGACAGCAUGAUCGUCGGCGGAGUCUACACAGCCGGCGUGAACACCGCCAACGUCUACCUGCCCCGCAAGUCAGGCAACGCCUUCGACUACGGCUACGUCAACAUGAACGCUCCAUACCAGUACAUCGCUUCCGGUCAAUGGGCUGAGAUCUCGUCCGAGUGGCAAAGCAGCAUCCCACUCAUUGCCCGCAUCGGCGGUGCCAUACCUGUCGGAAAGAACGUUCACACCCGCGUUCCUGGCGAUGACACCGCUGCUUCAAUGGCCGUUGAUGAAAUUGACGAUUACCGUGGUGUUGAGAUCUUCCCGCCCAAGGGCACUUCUCACGGCAACGUCUUCUCGAAGACCUGGUAUGAGGACGAUGGUAUCUCCGUCAAGCCCAAGACAUCCAGUUACACUGUUAGCUACAGCUCUACCGAGGAGAAAGUUCUUGUCAAGUUCGAGCGGGAUGAAAAGUCUGGCUUCGUUCCUGCAUGGAAGGAGCUGGAUAUUGUUUUGCAUAAUGGGGACCAGCGCCGUGUUGUUUCUAGUACUGGUGAUGAGAUUGUGCUUAAGGGUACUGACUCUCGUGGUCGUGUUAUUUAUACCCUCAAGGCUUGA
Messenger RNA from Penicillium antarcticum, 2544 nucleotides. Its product is annotated as putative alpha-glucosidase. The record is from RefSeq and is a predicted model, not a curated record. The transcript has a single exon. Gene Ontology annotation, molecular function: carbohydrate binding; hydrolase activity, hydrolyzing O-glycosyl compounds. The coding region runs from base 1 to 2544 and encodes 847 amino acids. Gene Ontology annotation, biological process: carbohydrate metabolic process. Lineage: Eukaryota; Fungi; Ascomycota; Eurotiomycetes; Eurotiales; Aspergillaceae.